Messenger RNA from Tripterygium wilfordii, 1426 nucleotides. RefSeq lists its product as uncharacterized. Gene Ontology annotation, molecular function: zinc ion binding; nucleic acid binding. The transcript is spliced from 2 exons. Bases 162 to 1352 code for a protein of 396 amino acids. The record is from RefSeq and is a predicted model, not a curated record. Lineage: Eukaryota; Viridiplantae; Streptophyta; Magnoliopsida; Celastrales; Celastraceae.
UAUAUAUCACUAACAUAGAUGUAAAUGAAUAUACAAUUUUCUCAACACCAUACACAAUUCUCUUUCUCUGUUUUCUUUACAUGGUAUCGGAGCUUAGGCUUUCACCCUUCCUGUAAAACAACAUCAACUGCAAAUCAUUAUUCCACCUUGCCUCCGCACUCAUGGCAAAGACCGACAACAAUGACCCAGAAAAAUCUGAGAUAACCAAGAUGCAAAACCAUUGGCACGAUGAUCCAAGUGAUCCUCUCUAUCUUCACCACUCGGACCAACCUGGUCUUAUCCUGGUGACCCAAUCGCUGAAUCAAGAGAACUAUCCUCUUUGGAGUCAUGCCAUGCUCAUGGCCCUUAUUGCCAAGAACAAAGACGGUUUCAUCGAUGGAACCGUGACCAAACCUGUCACAGGAUCCACGGCAGAGGUAAAGCAAUGGACUCGUUGUGAUCUUCUUGUCAAAGGAUGGAUCCUCAACACAGUAACCCCUGCAAUCGGACAAAGCGUCAUGUACAAUGAUAGUGCUCUUGCCGUCUGGAAUGAACUAAAGGAACUACUCUCUACCACCAACAGUGUGUACCUUUUUCACAUUGAGCAGGAAAUCCAUGAUUGCUUGCAAGGCAACAUGACCAUUGGUGAAUACUACACCAAGCUCAAAAGUCUCUGGGACAAACGAGAUGCACUUUGUCCUCUACCACCUUGUAGUGGGGAUAUUGCCAAGACUCUACAUCAAUACCAACAGACACAACGUACCAUCAAGUUCCUUAUGGGACUCAAUGAGGUUUAUGCAGCAGCACGUGGUCAAAUUCUUCUCAUGGAUCCACUACCUCCUGCUAACAAAGUGUUCUCUCUUGUCAAUCAAGACGAAAAACAACGAGUCAUCUCCUCACAAGGUCUGGGUAAAGCACCAGAGGCAGCAGCUUUCACCGCUAGAGAAAGGUUCAAUCAUACAGGGAAAGCUCCUUUGUCCCACCUCUCCACUAUCCGUUGCCAUCGUUGCCACCUUACUGGUCACUCCACUGAAAACUGUCGGGCACACUUAAAAUGUGACUACUGCGGACACAAAGGUCACACAAUCGAUAUUUGCCGCAAGCUUAAGAGGGCCAACUCUCACGGUGAUAAGAGUAAUCAUUUGAACACAAACUCUCAUUCUCGUUCAAAGGCUUAUCAUGUAAGUUUUCAACCAGACAAUACUGAUAGCACACCACCUUCCUACAACCUCACGGCAGAUCAAUAUCAUGAUCUCCUUGCUCUUAUUGAUCAAAACAAAGUAGGAAACAUGGCUAGUCAAGUGAAUGCGGCAACUACAAUGAGCAACGUUUCAGGACCAACGAUCGGGGGAGAUGAUUGGGAUGGGAACUGAGCGCAAUGGGCUUUAUUACUUGGACGUUGCGAGGAUAUCUGGGUGUUAUUCCGCCUCAACAAUUACACCUUCCA